Messenger RNA from Hyaena hyaena (striped hyena), 1161 nucleotides. RefSeq names its product small regulatory polypeptide of amino acid response (gene SPAAR). Bases 19 to 246 code for a protein of 75 amino acids. The record is from RefSeq and is a predicted model, not a curated record. NCBI's taxonomy places the organism in Eukaryota, Metazoa, Chordata, Mammalia, Carnivora, Hyaenidae. The transcript has a single exon.
CAGCUGCCUCACAGGGCCAUGGAAACAGCAGUGAUCGGAGUGGUGGCAGUGCUGUUUGUGGUCACUGUAGCCAUCACCUGCAUCCUGUGCUGCUUCAGCUGUGAUUCAACGGCCCAGGAUCCUCAGGGGGGCCCGGGCCGCAGCUUCACAGUGGCCACGUUUCGCCAGGAGUCUUCUAUCUUCACGGGGCCGGGUCACCAUGCCCAGCCCGUGGCGGGUGCCCGGGACUUCUGGACCUUCAUGUGAGGCCUGACGGUCCCCAGGAUUUGUUCUGCUGGUGGGUCAGACUCACUCACCACCCAGCGAGCCUUCCCCGGGGUCCUACUCCUCCAAGUCUGGCAUUCCCGUCCUUCGCUGCCUCUAUUCUGCAAGCUCCUUGUCCGGUCCCAUCCCAUCUCACUUUGCUCUGCCCUCCAGCCUGGAAAUCCGCAGCAGUGGGACCAAGUGGAAUUCAGCUUGGACCCCUGAGAGCUCAGCCGGAUCCUUCCCACAGGAUGGGGCUUAGGAGAGGCCUGCAGAGUGAGCGACUGGGCAAUGUCCGAUUGCAUGAUGGGCCAGCUCUUCUGAUUUACAUGGGGGACUUAGAUCACUGGAAUUGAUUGUAAACAGUGUUGUGUCACUCAAUUUAUCCCAGGAUGCCUGUGACACUGGUUCUAUUGCCACCAGAAGAAACAGCGAGCUCAAGUAGACGUUUUAACGUUUUUACCUACCCCUCUGACUGAGUCAUUUCGUUACUUGCAAGUGCACAUUGCAGAGAACCUGACGUCGAGAACUGUCCCCUGCCAGUUGCCUGAAUCAGCCCUGAAAUCCUGAAACCAAAAGGCUGCUACCUGGGAACACGUGAUUUAUUUUAGAGUUGAAAAUGUAUACCCCUUCAGAGGCCUGUCAAGAAUCAAGAGAAAAAAGAAACUCACAGAAAGCACAAGAUGUUUUAUUAACAAGAAAGCCAGAAAGAAGACUUUGAAACAUAUUUCGAAUGAGACUUUGUUACUGUAUUCUUAUAGGUCGCUUCUAAGAGAAUGUGAUUGACUUGUGUCACUUAGAAAUGAUAGAAAAAUCAUGAACUGAAAGAUAAUUCCAAAUAAGCUGAAAUGUUGUGUUACAUUGAGAGCACGUAACAAAGCUCUUGUUUUCAUCACAAAUAAAGGGAGGCUCAGUUUU